Molecule: messenger RNA, 1578 nt
Organism: Daucus carota subsp. sativus
Lineage: Eukaryota; Viridiplantae; Streptophyta; Magnoliopsida; Apiales; Apiaceae
Product: AT-hook motif nuclear-localized protein 10
Exons: 6
Coding region: 166-1254 (362 amino acids)
Molecular function (GO): minor groove of adenine-thymine-rich DNA binding
Source: RefSeq, a predicted model, not a curated record
CAAAAAUAAUAAUCUUUUUUCUUCAACGCCCCUUUUUCACAAACCCUAAAUUAUUUAAUUAUCUUCCAUCCCUUUCAUUUCUCUGCUGCCUUCUCUCUUAUUUCCCCCUAUUUAUCUGAGUAAUUUGUGGAAUUGUAUAGGGGCAAAUCGGGAAUUUUAGAGGAUAUGUCUGGAUCUGAAACCGGAGCAGUAAUGCCGCCGCCGUUCACUCUCGGCGGCGUUCACAAUUCUCCGCCGCCGCCGCAAAGUAUGCAUCUUUCGUACACCCCUGAGGGUACGGCAUUGUACAAGCCAGUAUCAAGCUCACCUCCUGCUGCUCAGUACCAUCAGCAGCAAGAGAGUUCUGUUGCGGCGGUGCCGGUUAAUGUGGUGGCGGCACCGCAGCAGCAGAGUGUGAGUGCGAGUGUGAAUGCGGGUGCGGGGGAGUUGGUUAAGAAGAAAAGAGGAAGGCCAAGAAAGUAUGGGCCUGAUGGAUCAAUGGCAUUGACUCUGACAUCUCCACCGUCUGGUGGGCCCCUGGCAUCUCAGCUUCAGUCUCCGCAACCGCAGCAUGUUGUGAAUUCCCCGAUAGGAGGGUCUGCGUCGGGCUCUGAACCCAAGAAGGGUAGGGGAAGGCCACUUGGUUCAAGCAAAAAGCACCAAAUGAAAGCCUUGGAUUAUAACUUUGCAGUGUCAGCAGGAAUAGGAUUCACACCACAUAUUAUUGAUGUGAAGGCCGGAGAGGAUGUGUCGUCGAAAAUAAUGGCAUUUUCCCAAAAUGGUCCAAGGGCUGUAUGUAUUUUAUCUGCAAAUGGUGCCAUAUCGAAUGUAACUCUACAUCAGGCUGCAACUUCUGGCGGAACUGCAACAUAUGAGGGACGUUUUGAUAUUUUGUCCCUUUCCGGUUCAUUUCUGUUAUCGGAGGUAGGUGGUCAGCGCAGCAGGACAGGUGGACUAAGUGUGUCCUUGUCUGGUCCAGAUGGGCGAGUUUUAGGUGGUUGUGUGGCUGGUCUUCUCAUAGCUGCAUCUCCUGUCCAGGUGAUAGUUGGCAGUUUUGUUGUGGAUGGACAGAAGGGAUCCAAGGCAACUAAGCAAAGUGAGCCUGUAUCUGCUGCAGCAAAGCUCAUUCCAGGCAGUGGUGCCAUUGGUCCUAGCAGCCCACAAUCACGCGGAACUCUAAGUGAAUCGUCCGGGGGGCCUGGCAGCCCUCUCAACCAGAGUACAGGAGCAUUGAACAACAACUUUCAAGGAAUGUCAAGCAUGCCCUGGAAGUGAUCUUUCUGUCGAAUUAUACCUGAUUAGGCAUGGACUCUCUAAUAUUAGCAGAUUGGUUUAGACUGUUAGAUGUUUGUAAUGUAAGCUCUCUAUGUUGUCGUAGUUGUGCAAAAAUAAAGGACUGCAGUCGAUGGCUCUAGCCCAACUGGUGAUUCGGGAUGAUAUGAACCAAAUAGUGACACCUCAGCCCUUGACUUAAUUUCUUUUUAGGAUCCAUGUCUGUUACUGUUAGAUGAUCAUAAGUCACAUUAUGUAGUUCUGUUUUUAGGUGUUUGUGUUGUAACUUCCCCGUUAUGGUUAUGUUUUCAUUCUUUGAUCCUUGCA